Molecule: messenger RNA, 2136 nt
Organism: Pyricularia grisea
Lineage: Eukaryota; Fungi; Ascomycota; Sordariomycetes; Magnaporthales; Pyriculariaceae
Exons: 1
Coding region: 1-2136 (711 amino acids)
Source: RefSeq, a predicted model, not a curated record
AUGGGCGACCGUCGGCAUGACCGAGAUGAGAGCAGCGACGAGGAGCUGGAGCUCUACUCAAGGCCAAAAAGCCUACCGUCGCCGCCAAAGUCGCCCAACGAUCCCAAGUCGCCCAGCUCUCACUACAUGCAGAUUGACGCCGACGAAAAUGCCCAGCUGCUGUCGCCGGGUCGGUUCAACUUCCACGAAGAUGACGACGAUGAGGAUGACGGCCUGGACGACAUGGAAGCCGGAGAACGGACCCCGAUAGAGGAGCAGGGCUUGGCUGCCAGGCCGGCCCGUCGUCGGGGCUGGAUCUGGUGGCUAAGAAGACGUGGUGGAGCCCCCAACGGCAACGGCCUUGCCAAGGGCGGCGGAGCCGAGCGAGCCGCCAGCACGGGAAUUUUUGGGCUACGCAUCCCGCCUUGGCUCGUCAGGCCCCUCGUUAUCCUGCGAUUGUUCCCUUGGGAUGGGCCCAACGAGCAUGCGGUGCACUCCAUUACCCCUUUCUUCCCCAACAUCCAGGACUAUCCCGUUAGAUGGCUCGAAUACAGGCUGGGAACCGGAACACCCCGAUGUACGGCGCUGACCAUGUUUACGGGCUUGUGGUUCCUCCUUUUCAUCCUCUUUUUAUCGAUAGGAUACUCUGGCUACGGAGGCAGUCCACCAAUAGUGCACUUGUCGUGCACAGAUACUCUUUGGCCAAAUGGCAACGAUUGUGGACUCAAUGGGAUCGACUGCAAGCCAUUCUCGAACCACACCUUUACCGUUCACUGCCCGCCUGGCUGUGCCUCGGUAGGCCUGCCCGAGCCUAGAUUCAUCGGCACCAAUCUGAUCCAGGACUCGCCGCUCGUCAUCGGUUCCGGCUUCUAUCGCGGCGACUCUUACCUCUGCGCAUCUGCCAUACACGCAGGCGUGCUUUCAAACGGAGGCGGCUGCGGCCAGAUCAAACGCAAGGGACCUGGUACCCAGUUCCACGCGUCCGACGCCAACGGCGUCAAGUCUAUCGCCUUCGACUCGUACUUCCCCAUGGCCUUCACCGUUGUCGAGUCGGAAACCUGCGGCAUCUCGAACCCGACCGUGCCGCUGCUCAUCCUGACCCUCCUCUUCACAGUCGUGCUCUGCAUCUUCACCGUCGACCCGGCGGCGCUCUUCUUCUCCAUCAUGGCCACCCUCUUCACCCUCGUCGGCCUGGCCUCGGACCCGCCGUCCGUCUCGCACUACUCCACUACCGUCCUGCCCGAGCUCCUCUCCAUAUUUGCGGCCCGUCUCCUCCCGGCCAUCUUCAUCGCCCUGACCCUCUACCACUUUGUCAUCUGCCGCUCCCUAGGCGGCGACUUUCCCCGGACGGGCCUGAUCCCCCUCCGCGCGCAGUACGAGAAGCUGUGGCUCUGGCUGCUGCCGCUGUGGCUCGGCGCCAUGGCCAACCACGUCCUCGGCUGGGCUUUUCUCACCCGCUUCAAGCCAUUCGCCAUCGUCAUCGCCGCGGUCCUCAUCUGCGCCGCCGCGGCCCAGCAGUCCCUCACCCUGUGGCGCGAGGGCCGCCUGCCGGGCUUCAUGCGCCUGUACGGAGCCCUGCUCGCCGCCUUGAUACUUUCCGCCAUCCUCCUCCCGGGCGUCCAGCUCCAGGUGCCACCUUACGCUCUCGCCCUCGUCCUCCUCCCCCUGACGGCCGUGCAGACGCGGCCCUCGCUCGCAUACCAGGGCUUCCUCCUCGGCCUGCUGAUCAACAGCGUCGCCCGCAACGGCUUCCAGCCGAUCCUACUCCCGUACCACCGCCCCGUCGCGCACCCGCUGCCGUCGCUGCUCGGCGAGCCCAGCAUCAAGGACGUGCCCGGCGGCUACCUCAGCAUCACCUUUGAGUGGGUCGUCCCGUCCAUCGACUACACCACCGCCAACGAGAACUCGGUCAUCGAGGGCAUCAGCGUGCUCGUCAACGACGUCGAGCGCCACCGCGCGUUUUUUCAAGAGCCCAAGCGCGACAAGGAGCAUGGCGCAGGCGGAGCCAGUGGUUUCGUCUGGGCCAGGGCCGAGGGCGCCGAUUUUCCAGAGUAUUUCCGCUUCGGCUACAUCAGGGAGGGCAAGAAGGUCCUCGAGUACACCAAGGCUGGGGUUUGGAACGCCAAUGGGUCUUGGGUUCCUCCAGAGGGUUCUUGA